AUGGCAUACCUACAGAGGAAGCAUUGCAUCGCAAAGCGCACUGUUGAUGUCUUCGCCGUCGACGCUACCGUCUUUGAGGUAUUAUUACAAAUUGUUUUAAGAGUGUGUGCUUUCACGGGGACCUAUGGAGUAAAUUAUGGCAGGAUUGCUGACAAUCUCCCCUCACCUGAGAGCGUAGUAACCCUUCUAAAGGCAGCGAAGAUAAAAAACAUCAGAAUCUAUGAUGCUGCUCAUGAAGUUCUCGAGGCAUUUAAAGGGUCUGGUAUUGAGAUAGUAGUUGGACUCGGGAAUGAGAAUUUGAGGGACUUUAGUGUUAGUCAGGAUCGUGCCAUUAAUUGGGUGAAAGAAAAUGUGCAGCCAUUCCUCCCUGGUACUCACAUCCGCGGAAUCGCUGUAGGAAACGAGGUUUUGGGGAGCGAUGAUCAGGAACUUGGGGAGGUCUUGCUACCAGCAGUAAAGAAUGUUUACAAUGCCCUUGAUCUGCUGCAUCUGACUAAUGUAGUACAGGUUUUGAGCCCACAUUCAGCCGCUGUAUUUGCUUCUUCCUUCCCUCCAUCGGCAGGAGCUUUUAAGGAGAGUGUUCUUCCAUACAUGAAACCACUUCUCCAGUUCUUCUCUCAAAUUGAUUCCCCUUUCUAUAUAAAUUCUUACCCAUUUCUGGCUUAUAAGAGUGACCCUGGGCACAUUGAUCUUAACUACGCUCUUUUCCUUUCAAAUCCUGGAAUUUAUGAUGCAAAGACUAAACUGCACUACGAUAACAUGUUUGAGGCGCAAAUUGAUGCAGCUUAUGCAGCUUUGGAGAAGGCUGGGUUUGACAAGACAGAAGUCAUAGUUUCGGAAACUGGAUGGGCUUCUCGUGGAGAUGAAAACGAAGCAGGAGCCACUGUUAAAAAUGCAAGGAAUUACAAUUAUAAUUUGUAUAAGCGGCUUGCAAAAAAGAAGGGGACACCCUACAGGCCAAAGACUGUGGUGAAGGCAUAUGUUUUUGCCUUGUUCAAUGAGAACCUAAAGCCUGGGCCAACCUCUGAGAGGAACUUUGGAUUAUUUAAAGCUGAUGGCAGCAUUGCCUAUAAUAUGGGGUUUACUGGUCUUGUACCUAGCUCAGCAGCCUCAUCUCUUUUCUCCGUAAAGCAUACUGGACUUCAAGGUUGGUUUGGGUCCUCCUAUUCAUUGACCUACAUGAGUUGUGCUGCGGCUGUGCUUCUGAUUUUGAGUUCAUGACUAGUCGAAAGGCUUCAUGGUCUCAUUCCCUUGUUAUAUUCAAUGCACAUACGAAUCCUGGAAGCACCUAAUGUUCUUCAACUUGUACAGAUACUUUAACCCCAUGUAACAUUGUUUCAUUAUCUACUCUUCCAUCAAGAGUCCUCAUGAAUACUUGAUGACUGAGUAUUGCUGUGAGUUUUUAAUUUGUUUCAGCAAUGUACAGCAGUCUUCUUUCAAGAAAUAAAACAUGGUGUGAUGAUAUUGUUUUUCCAUUAUUUCAUUUGUUAAAAAGGC
This is a messenger RNA of Ilex paraguariensis (yerba mate), 1497 nucleotides long. Lineage: Eukaryota; Viridiplantae; Streptophyta; Magnoliopsida; Aquifoliales; Aquifoliaceae. The record is from the annotation of a GenBank genome assembly.